CGCUUCUGUCUGGUAUAGCCAAAGGACAGUCUCGACGGGUGGUUUUCCAGGUUGCUAUUAUUCCUCGUUGUCUUGUUUAUUGAUAGCCCUCGCUUUUUCUCUGACUCAUCUUUCUACGACCUUCUUGUGGCUGUUUGCUGGCCUUUUGCCCACCCCCUCCAUCUUCUAAACGGCACACGACUCAUCUCGCUGAUGAGACGGCCAUUGCCUCCUAUUCUCGAUGACAUUUAGUUCUGGUAGAUUACAGUAAUACCCGCAAGCCCUCCUUCUCUGACGUUCCUCUGCCUCACUUACAUAUGCUGCUUGAUUGCUCGGAUCGUUUUGCCAAUCCUCCAGGCAAUUAACUCUGGCAGGAGCAUAGUCUGGCAAGCGCUACUCGACUCGGCAACCGUCACCUCCGCGUUGAUCGCAUCCCCCAGCGUUUUCUCACCUUACCCAUGACUGCUGUGGCUUCUCCUCCUAGUGUCCAAUCCGGCCCGCGCUUAGGAUGGUAUUCUGCUGGUAACAGUGGACAAGGUGGUUUUUCCUCUGCCAGUGCAGACGAGGUUUCACGGAUGUUCAUGCCUCGGAGAGGUAUCCAGCGAACAAGCUCUUCCUCCUCUAUUUCAUCUUCCACUUCCUCUUCAUCUACCGCCACCGUGCGCUCGCAACUCAGUAAUGGUGGCCAAAAUUCCACCUCAGAAUCGAACAGUGCACCUCCAGGGAAAAAGCCAUCCAGAUACGUUUGGUCCGGUUCGAAGGCGGAACCUGUUUCUGGAGUGACGAAUGCUCGUACCCAGCCUGUGUCUGCACCACCCACCGGAUCUGCAGCAUCAUCAGCAAUGUCAGCCUUACAUCAACCUUCCCCUGUUGUACCAUCCCAACAUGGCCUCCCCUCUGCGCAGCAAAAUGGUAUCCGUGGUGCAACUCGACCGAGCCCUAACGAACCGACAGCGAUUCUGAGCUUGAUCCCUUUGAAUGGCACUUUUGAAAGAAAGCAGAUUACAGUUCCUUAUUUCCCAGAGCUGUUGCGCAUAGGGCGCCAAACCAAUGCGAAAACCGUUCCGUCUCCUGUAAAUGGAUAUUUUGAUUCAAAAGUAUUAUCGAGACAACACGCUGAAAUUUGGGCCGAUAGACAAGGGAAGAUCUGGAUUCGUGACGUUAAGUCGUCGAAUGGCACCUUUGUCAAUGGCCAACGUUUAUCGCCUGAAAACACAGACUCGGUACCCCAUGAGCUGCGGGAGCACGAUACACUCGAGUUGGGUAUUGACAUUGUGAGCGAAGAUCAGAAAUCUAUUGUCCACCACAAGGUUUCUGCAAAAGUUGAACACGCUGGGGUGUAUGGACCCAAUAUAAAUGUUUUGGACUUGAAUUUUGGCGACAUUGACCCAACCUCCGGAGGUGGCCUACUUCCUCACCAUCUUACUCAGCCAUUGACCCAUAUGCGAGGCCGCCAAGGAAGUACAUCAUCGGCGGCAAGCUCUCGGAGUUCCCAGGGAGUUAAUGGAAAUCACUUGAAUGCAUUGAACCAGCAAAGGCAGAUAAAUUACUGGUUAUCGCCGAUAUCCAUUGAGCAAGUAGUAAAAAAACUUACGACGGAAGUGAAGCAAGCGAAGUAUCAUACACAAGACCUAGGCAAAACAAAUGAUUUCAUAACGCACCUUGUUGCACGUGACGGCUUAGAGAAGGAUCGUACUAAACUCUCACCCAUCGAUGCUCCCCCAGCCGGACGCCAAGUUAAUGGCCGGCCAAAGGUGCAUAGAAACGACUCAUUCUCCCGAUUUUCCGACCCUCCUGCCCCUCCUCCGCAACAACCUUUACCAGAGAAGCCCGAUGUGGCCGCGCGUUCCAAUCAUUCCCAAGCUAUAUCGCCAAUAAGACGUAGCGACACUGAGAAAGCGAGGUCUCCUGCAAACUCUGUUCGCGAGUCGAGUCAGAUAUUGUCGCUGAUAGAAGCUCUUGCAUCUGCAAAGAAGGAGCUAGAUUUACAAGGCACUCGCGUUAAAGAGUUGGAAGAGCUGCUGCGCCACGAGAGAAUUGCUCGCGAGACGGCGGAAGAGCGUGCUCGAAAGCUUGAAAACGAGCGUUCUGUACCAGUUGAACCACUGUCAGUGGCCCAGAUCGUCGAAGAUGAUGACGAUAUGUCUGUGACCACUGUUGUUGAGCCUCUGGAUGAGAAACAGGUGAAAGCAUCAGAGGUGUCGGAAUCGUCUAUCGAACUGCCGGCUUCUGAUUCGGCUGCAAAAGAGCUACAGUUGCGGCUUGAUACAUUAAUCUCCGAAAUGGAUGAAAUGCGCAAGGAAGUUGACAAAUAUAAGCGUUCAGCGGAACAGGCCGAAGUCGAGGCUGCGAGGAGCCGAAAGACCCUUGCAGAGAUGGUUGAGCAGGUUCGACGCGAGCGUGCUGAUGAGGUUGCAAAGAAGCAAACCGAGCCAGAAGGCACGUCUUCCAAUGCUCCCUGCGAGCCAGUAUUUAGAAAAGAGAGCGAAUCGCUUGAUACAAGCGCAAUCGAGGCGCUAGAAAUGCGAUGUCGGCCUAUAGCAGCCACACGCAUACAGGAGCUCGAACGAGCAGCCACCGCGUUCGCAAAGCAGCGGCAGAAGCCAAGUAUGUUUGAGCAGACAGCUCCUUAUGCUUCGAUGAUCGGCGUUGUGUUACUUGGAGUUGGGAUAAUGGCGUAUCUCAAUGGAUGGCAAAGGGGGGACAGAUAAUAUUAAGUUUGUCCUCUUGGUAAAGAAUAUCAUUAUUGCAUACCUUUUCGGUCCACAUGAGACAAGGAAUGGUUGCGUGCAUUUUGAAAUGAGGAUGAUAUGAUUGAAUUAUGGAGUCUUAUCCCACAUCUUCGCUCCUUGAACAUAGUGUCCUUUCCUAUGUUUCUUUCUAUGGUAUCCUUUUUUGUUUUUCCCCUUUUUCUCGGCUCACCUUUCUCCUUUGCUUUUUUUGGCCUUUUACAAGCGGGCUUGGGUGGUCAUUUGGAAUAAGCGAUAUCAGGAUUCUAUAAUACUUCUGUCUACUGGUUUGUAUCGUUCGAUCGAUCCCGCUGUUUUCUCUAUUCGCUUUUUUCCGUUUAAUUUUCUUUCGAGUGAUUUUCAUGCUGCAUCUAGUGACGUCUCCUGGAACAGCAGAAGAUCAUAAUGAUCAGUGGUCUCAAAUUCGUCCCAUCUUAAGCUUGCAAUUCGUCUCUUUGCUCUUCUCUUCUUUUUCCUUUCCUCCUCUUUUUGCCUUGAUUCCAGUUUCAACGUCUAUUAUACUCUUCUUAUUAUGGCCCAUUCUUCAGCUUCAAGAUAUUUGUCUCUCUGUCUUCCGUAUACAUUCUUCCCCUUUCAUAUUUUGUUGCCAUGAAUACAAUACCUAUUUCUUCCUCCAGUCCCUUCAUUGCUGUUUCAUAAUGAUUGGUAUUUGAAAAAUUUUUCUGAUCGAGAGACGAAUGAAUUUCCUUUUACCACUUAU
This is a messenger RNA of Coccidioides immitis RS, 3429 nucleotides long. Its product is annotated as cytoplasm to vacuole targeting Vps64. Gene Ontology annotation, molecular function: protein binding. The coding region runs from base 438 to 2690 and encodes 750 amino acids. Lineage: Eukaryota; Fungi; Ascomycota; Eurotiomycetes; Onygenales; Onygenaceae. Gene Ontology annotation, cellular component: cytoplasm. The record is from RefSeq and is a predicted model, not a curated record. The transcript is spliced from 3 exons.